GAGCGGGGAAGAAGAGGGAAGGAACGGAAGAAGAAACAGAGAAGAAAGGAAGGAGGGGGGGAAAGGAAGCAAGAAAGAGAAAAUGAAAAUAGUAAGAGGAAAAAAGGGAAGGAGGGGAGGGAAAGCGAAAGGACAAUCGGAAGGGGAGGAAAUUAAUGAAAAGUAGUGAAUAAAGAAUCAACUAUUAGUAAGCAGACACAAAGGAGUUGUGAAAGAAGCUGAGAAGAGCGAGAGAGAGAGAGAGCGAGAGAAAACUAGGAGAGGAGGAGGCAAAGUUUGAAAACAAAGAGAAUGCAAAAUGGAAGGAUGCUGGAAUCCGGUUCCCAUGGCAACAGAUGCAGUUGCCAAGCGGAGGGAGAAAGGUGGAGCAUCCUCAGGGCUGCCUGGGCAAGAAAGCCGCUCUUCCUCUCGUCCUCUCUUCCCACCUUCUUCCCUCAUGGCCUGGUUUUAUCCCUGGCUUCUGCUCUUGAUGCUCAGUGUCUCUUUUGGUCUGGACUGCCAGAGCGGAAGCAAAGAGUCCACGGCUCCUCGGGAUCAAGAUGGACAAAAAACGCCGGCCCCAAUCUGCCCACAGAGUGGAGGAGGAGGACUUGACCACCGCCGUAGAGCACAGUUCGGAGCAGGUCAUUAAUCCCCCGCGGAAGAAGAAGAAGAAGCGCUCCCGGAAACGGAGGCGCCGGCUCAAAAAGCCUUGCGCUCUCCGAUGGCAGCCGGCCAGCCCACAGCUCCAAGUGCGAGGCCGCAAGUGUGCCGUGCAAGCCUUCAUUUACAAGAGGUUGCCGCUGCAAGGCCAAGUGACCAAACUGAAGAAUUGCUACCGUAGCUGGAAAGCUGCAAGGACACUUCCAAAGGCAGCUGACUUGGGCCAGUCCCAUACUUCUCUUGUGACGACGGAUGGGAAGAAAUUGCCCAGAAAAGAGAAAGGAGAGCAUUCUGCUAAACCCAGUGUUAGCAAUUUACGAGAAAACCAAAGAAGACUGCAAAAGAACGUUCCCGUAGAGAAGAAGGGAUACCAGACACUUUCGGAAUACAAGUUCAUAUGCCCAGGAAAUGCCAUCUUCCAGUGCACCAGGCAAAGCGUGAAGCAACAGCUGCGCUCCAUCUAUAUGGGGAACACAAGCCAGAAGGUGGCCCGGUCCAGGCACCCGUCCAUCCGGAUCCCUCGCUCCCAAUGGGGAAUCAACAACCCUCAAAGGAGAAAUCCCACCGCGGAGGCCAAAUGCCCUGUUGGGAGCGACUUUCCGAGAAACACGAACUCACGUGGCAUCCCACUUGGCGUGUCAAGCCUGACGUAUCGAAUCAAUAAGCUGCUCCUCACCGGCCCAGAAGGCACGGCCGUGAACCGCUACGCUACCCACCAACGGCAACAGCCAGCUCAUGAAAAAGCAACGCCGGAGGAAGAAUGCUUCGAAGAACUGAGCAGAAGCCCAAGGCAAGGAGAAGACGAAAACUGGCGCCUCGAUCCGGGUUACAACUUGGAAUCUAGAACCGCUACGAAAGCCCGUUCCCAAAAACCAACCAGGCUGAGGCCCGUGUCGGCAAAAGAGAGCUACAGGAAUGCUUGGCACCAUCUCUUUGGUGGCGAGGAGGAUCAAGGCAAAGAGGAUCCGGAGAAAAGAGAUGAGGAGGAAAACACGCCCAAGUUGAGUGCAAACAGCAAGGCUGCUAUUGUUCAAACCCGGAGUGCCAUCGUUGUUCCGACCAUCGCUCCGUACACUUCCGAAGAAAGCUUGGCAUCAGAAGGGCCUUCCUGCAACGCCGCUGACCCGUUCCACGCCAAUACGAAAGAGCAUGGGCUUUUCCACACUGAUUUUGCUCAAUCAAAACCGGGAGAGAUGUCGACGGGGAGUCUUUCGCCAGAAAGGAGAAUGGUAAAUGAUUUCACGGUCCUCCGGAGCAGAAGGUUUGAGGCCCUGGGUAUGGAUGCGUGGUAGGACCCCCGUCCGGAAGUCCCACUUUCGGCACCAAACAAGACCAUCGUCAGGACUUUAUCCUCAGCAGGGACAUUGGACAGCUCGGUUGAGCAGUUUAUUUUGAAGAGCAAACAAUGUUUUGAGAAUUGA
Messenger RNA from Anolis carolinensis (green anole), 2063 nucleotides. RefSeq lists its product as uncharacterized. The record is from RefSeq and is a predicted model, not a curated record. The transcript has 7 exons. NCBI's taxonomy places the organism in Eukaryota, Metazoa, Chordata, Lepidosauria, Squamata, Anolidae. The coding region runs from base 540 to 1934 and encodes 464 amino acids.